Messenger RNA from Cynara cardunculus var. scolymus (artichoke), 3590 nucleotides. Its product is annotated as probable E3 ubiquitin ligase SUD1. The coding region runs from base 122 to 3424 and encodes 1100 amino acids. Gene Ontology annotation, molecular function: zinc ion binding. The transcript is spliced from 9 exons. Lineage: Eukaryota; Viridiplantae; Streptophyta; Magnoliopsida; Asterales; Asteraceae. The record is from RefSeq and is a predicted model, not a curated record. Gene Ontology annotation, cellular component: endoplasmic reticulum membrane.
UCCGGUCUCGUAACCGUCUCGCUCCGAUUCUAGCCUCCAUCGCCAUCGUAGGAGGAGAUUUCGAGAGAGAGAUAGGAGGAGAGGGAAUCUAGCUGGAAAUCUAACAUCAGAUAGCCGAGAAAUGGACAACGAACAAGCGUUUCUGGCGGCAGAUGACGGAGUCGGAGACGCCGUUGUCAAUGCACCGGCUUCUUCAUCAUCAGUUUCUUUUGCUUCGCUUUUGAAAUCAGAGACUGUUUCGGAUAAUGCUAAUAGUGGAAAGAAUUUGUCAACCAGGGUGUACGAUGAUGACGAUGACGAAGAGGAGGAUGUUUGCCGGAUCUGUCGGAAUCCGGGAGACGCCGAUAAUCCUCUCCGGUAUCCUUGUGCUUGUAGCGGUAGUAUUAAGUUUGUUCACCAAGACUGCCUUCUCCAGUGGCUCAAUCACAGCAACGCUCGGCAGUGCGAGGUUUGCAAACAUCCGUUUUCAUUCUCCCCUGUGUAUGCUGAGAAUGCCCCUGCAAAGCUUCCUUUCCAGGAGUUUCUAGUUGGGAUGUCGAUGAAAGCUUGUCACGUGUUGCAGUUCUUUCUACGGCUCAGUUUUGUACUUUCUGUAUGGCUUGUGAUCAUACCGUUUAUUACCUUCUGGAUAUGGCGCUUCUCAUUUGUUAGGAGUUUUGGUGAAGCUCAGAAACUGUUCCUCGGUCAUAUCUCCACUACAAAUAUUCUUACAGAUUGUCUUCAUGGGUUCUUACUAUCUGCAAGCAUUGUGUUCAUAUUUCUUGGGGCUACAUCAUUGAGGGAUUAUUUUAGACAUUUACGAGAAAUAGGCGGGCAGGAGGGUGACAGAGAUGAUGAAGGAGAUAGAAACGGUGCUCGUGUUGCGAGAAGACAGCCUGCACAAGCCAACAGAAACCUUGUUGGUGAGGUGAAUGGUGAAGAUGCUGCUGGAGCACAAGGAAUUGCUGGGGCUGGUCAGAUUAUUAGAAGAAACGCAGAAAAUGUUGCAGCCAGGUGGGAGAUGCCAGCAGCUCGUCUUGAAGCGCAUGUUGAACAGAUGUUCGAUGGUUUGGAUGAUGGGGAAGGUGCAGAGGAUGUUCCAUUUGAUGAGCUAGUUGGCAUGCAGGGGCCUCUCUUUCAUUUGGUGGAAAAUGCAUUUACUGUUCUUGCUAGCAACAUGAUAUUUCUUGGUGUCAUGAUACUUGUGCCAUUUCACCUUGGACGAUUUAUACUCUAUCAUUUAUCGUGGCUUUUGUCAUCUGCUACUAGCCCGAUGUUGUCAACUGUUGUACCGCUUACAGAGCAAGCACUUUCUCUGGCCAAUAUCACAUUAAAGAAUGCACUGACUGCAGUUGCAAAUUUAACAUCUGAUCACAACCCAGAUAACAGUGUGAUGGGCCAUGUUGCAGAUAUUAUAAAAGUGAAUGCUACUGGACUUAUCGAGUCAUCAAACAAUGCCACCACUCCCCUUUCAGCUGAUAUUCUAGAAGGAGAAACCGCUGGGGCAUCAUGGGUGUCCGAUGUCACAAAUCUUGCUGUUGGCUAUAUGUUUGUUUUCUCGCUUAUCGUUUGCUACUUUGGAACUGUUGCGGUGAUUAGAUACACCAAAGGAGAGCCUUUGAUCAUGGGAAGGUUCUAUGGUAUUGCUUCAAUUGCGGAGACAAUCACUUCUCUUUUUAAGCAGUUCUUGACAGCAAUGAAACAUUUGAUGACUAUGAUAAAGGUUGCGUUCCUUUUGGUAGUUGAAUUGGGGGUUUUCCCUCUGAUGUGUGGAUGGUGGCUAGAUAUAUGCACUAUAAGGAUGUUUGGCAAGUCGAUUGUUCAAAGAGUUGAAUUUUUUUCAGUCUCUCCAUUGGCAAGCUCAUUGAUUCACUGGGCUGUAGGGAUUGUCUACAUGUUACAAAUAUCCAUAUUUGUCAGCCUUCUUAGAGGGGUUUUGCGUAAUGGAGUUCUAUAUUUUUUGCGGGAUCCAGCUGAUCCUAAUUAUAAUCCUUUUCGGGAUUUGAUCGAUGAUCCAGUGCACAAGCAUGCUCGUAGGGUUCUGUUGUCUGUUGCUGUUUAUGGGAGCUUAAUAGUAAUGCUCGUAUUUCUGCCAGUUAAACUUGCUAUGCGGAUGGCUCCUUCCAUCUUUCCUCUUGAUAUCUCAGUGUCUGAUCCAUUCACUGAGAUCCCUGCUAACAUGCUUCUCUUUCAAAUAUGCAUUCCAUUUGCUAUUGAGCAUUUCAAGUUGCGGGCAACGAUCAAGUCACUUCUACAUUAUUGGUUCACUGCAGUUGGUUGGGCACUUGGCUUAACUGAUUUCUUAUUGCCCAAACCUGAGGAUAAUGUUGGACAAGAAAAUGGAAAUCUGGAUCCAGUAAGGCAGGAUAGACAACAUGCUCAAAUAGGGGAUCAAGAUCGGGCAAUAGUUGGAUAUAUGGCUCCCAGAGAUAUGAAUAGGGUGAGGCAUGUAGAAGCCAAUGCUAACAUCGCAGAAGCUGAUGGUGGUGAACAAUAUGAUUCAGAGAGGUAUGGAUUUGUGCUCUCUAUUGUGUUGCUUCUGUUGGUCGCCUGGAUGACACUUCUAAUAUUCAACUCUAUGAUAAUUGUGGUACCCAUUUCGCUUGGACGAGCACUGUUUAAUGCAGUUCCCUUUCUCCCCAUCACACAUGGCGUCAAAUGCAAUGAUCUAUAUGCCUUCAUUAUUGGAAGUUAUAUCAUCUCGACUGCACUGGCUGGUGCAAGGUAUUCCAUUGGUCAAAUCAAAACAAAGAGAGCUACAGUUUUGCUGGGUCAAAUUUGGAAGUGGUGUAACAUUGUUGUGAAGAGUUCUGUAUUAUUGUCGAUAUGGAUUUUCGUCAUCCCAGUGUUGAUUGGACUGCUCUUUGAACUUCUGGUAAUUGUACCUAUGCGGGUGCCCGUGGAUGAAAGCCCAGUUUUUCUCUUGUAUCAGGAUUGGGCGUUUGGACUUAUUUUCCUCAAGAUCUGGACUCAGCUGGUAAUGCUGGACCAGAUGGCGCCUCUGGUGGAUGAUAGUUGGCGUCUAAAGUUUGAGAGAGUGAGGGAAAAUGGUUUCUCUCGGCUGCAAGGAGUUUGGGUGUUACGAGAGAUUGUGAUCCCGAUCAUCAUGAAGCUGCUAACAGCUCUAUGCUUCCCUUACGUGUUAGCGAGAGGCGUGUUUCCCGUGUUUGGGUACCCGUUGGUGGUUAACUCUGCCGUCUACAGAUUUGCAUGGGUGGGAUGUCUUGGGUUUAGUUUGUUAUGCUUUUGUGGGAAGAGGUUUCAUGUGUGGUUCACCAACCUCCACAACUCGAUAAGAGACGACCGCUAUCUGAUUGGGCGAAGACUCCAUAACUUUGGGGAGACUCCGAGUGGCGUGAGAGAGAAUAGUAACGAGGAAGGAGGAGGAGGAGGAGGAGGAGGAGGGGGGUUGAGGCAUAGACAUCAUGUAGCAUUGGAGGGGUAAGAUUUAAGGAAGGAGGGAGUGUGGUUACUUGUAUAUAUGAAUGAUGAAAUUAGAUAAAAAGAGUAUAGAUAGCAAUGGAAUCUAGUGUCAUAACUUACUUUAUAUUAUUAUUAAGUUUGUUUGGUUGUGAAAUCAUCCAUUUCCAGAUCAACACAACAUAACCUGU